Molecule: messenger RNA, 1248 nt
Organism: Cuscuta campestris
Lineage: Eukaryota; Viridiplantae; Streptophyta; Magnoliopsida; Solanales; Convolvulaceae
Source: the annotation of a GenBank genome assembly
AAAAGAUUUGUUUUUGUCUAAUUUUGGGAUUUUAAAAAAAACUAAUUUUCCAAUUGUGCGAUUUAAAUUCCAACUAUUUCCAAGCAUACAAAACCAACCAAAAUCCAUUAAAUUGUGAAGGGAGAGACGUUCGCUCCCUUCCAUGAGACUCUUGCAUACAAGAGAGUACGUUCGCCACCCAUCCAUCUCCUCCUAUUAAACUCCCCCCCGUCGUCAAUCCCGGCUGAAGCGGCGGCAACCCUCCGUUCGUCCACCACGAUGGCGGCGAAAACAGUUCCCCAAAGGCUCUCCAUUGCCGCCAUUCUCCUAAUCCUCCCUUGCCUCCUCUCGGUUGCCUCCGCCUUCAACAUCACGAGGAUCCUUAACCAACACCCGAACUACUCCACCUUCAACGAUCUCUUGACCCGAACCGGCUUGGCCCCGGAGAUCAACCGGAGGUCAACCAUAACCGUCUUGGUCGUCUCCAAUGACCGCAUGGGGGAUCUCCAGAGUCACCCUAUGGAGGCGGCGGAGAACAUACUCCGGACCCACAUCAUUUUGGACUACUUUGACCUCAUGAAGCUGAACCGGCUCGAGGGUCAAACGGCUAAGCUGACUAAUAUGUACCAAGAGACGGGUGUGGCCGCGUAUGACCAGGGGUUCCUGAACGUCACUACCCGGAACGACGGCAUCUUGUUCGGUUCUGCCGUGAAGCGGGCCCCACAUGAUGCCCGGCUCGUGGGGUCUGUCCUAAGCCGACCUUAUAACAUCUCUGUGCUCAGCAUCUCACACCCCAUUGUGACCCCGGGCCUUGGUGGGAGCUUCCAGCCCGUGGAGGCACCACCACCUCGACCUCCUAAAUCCGUGGCCCCAGCUCCGGUCCCAAGCCACAAGAAGGAUGCUGUCCCUGCUCCGAUUAAGGCUCCGGCGGAGGCCGAUGCUCCUUCUGAUGACAUUGACUCCUCUGGUUAUAGCCCAGCCGGAUCCCCGCCAGAACCCGCUGAUGGACCUGAACCGGCUGACGGACCUGAACCGGCUGACGGACCUGAACCGGCUGAUGGACCCGAGGCUGCGGACGGACCCGAGGCAGAUGCAGAUACCCAGGAUGCUUCUGAAUCGUCAGCUGGGAAAUCUGGUGUUUCCCUUGGCGGAUUCUUUUUGUUUUUGGGUGCUUUGGUGGCUGCUCUGUAACUUCUUUGUAAGGAAAACAUUGGAUUAGAGAUUCAACAAUGACUGUAAGCUAACAUAUAAUACACUUGAAAGUUGAAC